GGCAUAGGCAUCAAUUUUCACUGCUGCUGCUGCUGAAUCAACACUAAAAAUGGCCGAGAAACUCGCAAAAGCCAAGGAGGAGAUGACAGCCGCCGGUCUCUCGCCAGAAUCCAUCGAGGGAAUUCUCAAAAUCGCCGCCACUUACAAGAAGAAGGACGAUGAGCCAGAACGUGAUGCUGCCACUUCUUUGGCAAUUAUCACAAAAAUGAUCGGAGAGACCAAUGAGUAUAUUAAGGGACAAUCGGAAGCCGAUCAGAAGAUCUACGCUGUCAUUAUUGAGAAGAAGAAGGCCGAGCUUAUCGAGGCCGCCAAGAAGCAAUAGAUUUUCUUUUUGUUUUGAAAUUUUAUUCUAUUAUGAGCUUGUAAUAAAAUAAUUUUUGU
Molecule: messenger RNA, 381 nt
Organism: Caenorhabditis elegans
Lineage: Eukaryota; Metazoa; Nematoda; Chromadorea; Rhabditida; Rhabditidae
Gene: dct-16
Product: DAF-16/FOXO Controlled, germline Tumor affecting
Exons: 2
Coding region: 50-322 (90 amino acids)
Source: RefSeq, marked reviewed